This is a messenger RNA of Huiozyma naganishii CBS 8797, 612 nucleotides long. RefSeq names its product homeodomain mating type protein alpha2 (gene HMLALPHA2). The coding region runs from base 1 to 612 and encodes 203 amino acids. The transcript has a single exon. The record is from RefSeq and is a predicted model, not a curated record. NCBI's taxonomy places the organism in Eukaryota, Fungi, Ascomycota, Saccharomycetes, Saccharomycetales, Saccharomycetaceae. Gene Ontology annotation, molecular function: DNA binding.
AUGAAUAGAAUAGAGAUACAAGACCUGUUGAAUAAUCAAGACUGUUCCAGUCUUGAUAAAGACUUCAAAAACAUCAACAGCCAACUACUCGAAAUAUGCUCGAACUUUCCGAAAGAGCUCCUUUCUAAUCAUGGGGAGUUGCAAAUGCAACUCCAAGGUAUUCUGUUGUUUUUGACGAAGCUAGUGGGUAAGAAUGACUUGUCAGUAACUUUGAAAAAUGAAGCAAGAAUGACCUAUCAAUUUAGUAAAAUCAUAGCUUCGUUGUUGAAGAGCUUUGAAGAUUUCUUUUUUGAGAGAAAAGAAUAUAACGAUCCGGCUACUAGUGAGAAUGAGUUUGUAUUUAGUGUUGUCACGCAAGACAUGAUGAAUAAACGGAAAGAAAGUAUGAGACCUUGUCGAGGACACCGCUUUUCUAGCAAUAGCACUGAAACUCUAGAAGAUUGGUAUAAGAAGCAUCAUGAAAAACCGUACUUAGAUAAGAGAAGUUUACACGAGCUAGAGUUUAAAACCAAGCUUUCUAAGAUGCAAAUAAGAAACUGGGUUUCGAAUCGAAGACGGAAAGAGAAGAGCAUCCAUGUCUCGCCUGUUAUCCAAGAUUUGCUACAAGAAUGA